Panonychus citri (citrus red mite) is the source of this 1475-nucleotide messenger RNA. RefSeq names its product ATP synthase subunit b, mitochondrial-like (gene ATPsynB). The transcript is spliced from 3 exons. The coding region runs from base 133 to 1239 and encodes 368 amino acids. Gene Ontology annotation, biological process: proton motive force-driven ATP synthesis. Lineage: Eukaryota; Metazoa; Arthropoda; Arachnida; Trombidiformes; Tetranychidae. The record is from RefSeq and is a predicted model, not a curated record. Gene Ontology annotation, molecular function: proton transmembrane transporter activity.
UUGUAUUCGUGCUGCCACCUGUUGUCUGAUGUCAUCAAACUUAGAGGUGACUCUUUGAUUUACCUUUGCUUGUAAUUAAUUGGUUUAAUUGUGUAAUUAACUGAUUGUUUUGGUUAAUUAAAUUGCGUCAAAAUGUUCCAUCGAUUGGCCUUCACCUCUGGCUCAGCUUUGGCUAAGAUUGCCAAGUCCGGAUUAAGUCAACAACAAUUAUGCUGCAAUUCACGUCAAUUAACUACCAAAACCUUGGCUCUUGUUGGUAAUGAAUUGAAAGAGGUUGAAAUCGAAACUGAGAUUAGACCAGUUAAAUCUCAUCUAACACCAAGUACUCAGGAGAAAAUUUACCCAACUGUUAAUGAUGCUUAUGCAGACAUACCUGUUAUAAUUGAUGGUAAAGAGAUCAGAGUAGACCGUAAUGACUGUGAACCACCUUAUCCUCUCAUUCCCAAUCUUGUUGCACCCAAUGCAAAGGUUGGUGAAAAUGUUAAAGAGAUUCCAAGAGGUGUUAGUAUGGCUGAAAUUUUGAACGUGAAUUUUGCUGAGAAUAUGCCAACUAUUGAUGAUGACAAUAAUCCUCAGAGAGACUUGAAAAAUUUUCCAUCAGCUCAUAAGGUCAUACAAAUUGAGGCUCCUAAAUACCGAAUGUUUUUCAUACCCGAAUGGUGGUUUGAACCCUUUUACAAUAAAACCGGUGUCACUGGUCCCUAUUUCGCCGUUACUGGUAUCAUGUUAGCAUCUCUAUCAAAGGAAUGGCUUGUUAUGGACCACUCAGUACCUUCGGGUAUCAUUUUCUGGAUUCUUCUCUUCCAAGGAUUGCAAAAGUUUGGCCCAUCUCUUAAAGAUCAAAUUCAAGGCGCUGCCGUGAAAAACAUUAUGGGCUGGAGAGAUUGGCAACAUGGAUCAAUCAAAUUCCUCAACAAUGUUAUUGAAUUUAACAACAAUGAAAUCCAAGCAAGCAAAGAUCCAAGCGUUUUAUUCAACGUUUACCGGGAGAACGCUCAUCUUCAACGGGAAGCCGAAUACCGAAAACGAGCCAUGUUACUUUACAAGGAAGCUAAACGAAAAUUGGACCUACAAUCGGCCUUGGAUGAGGGUAAACGAUCAUUUGCUAGACGAAACAUGGUAACUUGGAUUCUUGAUAAUGUCAACAAAAGUAUCACCCCAGAUAGAGAGAAAUCUUACCUUGAUCAAUGUGUUGUUGAUUUGAAAAAUUUAUCAGUUAAAAGAGCAAAUUUCAUCUAAAUAAGGAUCUUUAUCCAAGAUUGAAUAAUAAUCUAAACUGAAUCAACAUCAAAAUGCCAAUUUUUCUCGCGUUUUAAUUUGUAAAAUAUAAUAUAACUAUGAUUAAGAAGAUAGAAGGUUAUUAAUGAAAAGAUCAAAAUUGACCAUCAACUAAUUGAUCUUUAAUCUGAUCCUGUGAGUCCCUGUUGCUCCUCAGUCAAUUCUUGAAGAUUAAAAAAAACAAUAUUAAAAUUUUA